AUGGGUGGUUUCCCCAAUGUUACUAUCAAGUCUUUUGAAAUGCCUGGUGAUGAUCCCAAUGGCGGUAUCAAGGUCGAACUUGGCACUGUGCUUGUGAGUCCUUCGCCUGUUGGUGUGCAACUUGGUACCAUCCAAAUGCAAAUUGGAUACGAUGGCGUCAAUCUUGGUUUGGUGUCUGCCGAUGAUAUCACUUUGUCUCAAGGUGAUAAUGAGAUCAAGCUCAAGGGUACUCUUGUUCCCCAGACCGAUGAAAACGCACUUACCAAGGUGGGCACUUUGUUCUCCAACUAUGUGGGAGGCAAAAUGUCGCAAACCCAAGCAACUGGUGUAUCUGCCGCUCCUGAUGGCACCAAUUCCAUUGGCUGGUUAUCUGAAGGUUUCCAAUCGGUGCGUCUUAAUGUGGGUCUUGGUGCUGGCAAGCCUUUGGAUAUUAUCAAGUCCGUCGAAUUGGGCUACUUGGAUCUCGUCUUUGACAAGGACAAACCAUACUCGCCUCUUUUGACAGCUCCCAAUGUCGUCGCCGGUUUCCAGAUUCCUUUUGGUUUCUCCCUCAACAUCACCGAGGUGAAGCAAGACUUGCAAAUGGCCAACAAUGACACCGGCAGUUUCGCCACCAUUUCGGCUCCAUUUGUUCCUUCUGACAGCAAUCAAGAGACCGGUCAACUCAAGUUCCCCAUGAACAACGAUUCCAUCGUGGCUAUCGAGGGCAAGGAGAAUGACUUUAAUGGCUACACCUAUGCAUUGACUGCCCAAGAAGCUUACUCUUUCCAAGUGCUUGGUGAAGCUACCACAAAGACGCAGACUCCUAUUGGCAACAUUACUCUUGGUGGCAUCAACCUCAAUGUAUCGACCACGUUGCAUGGUAUGCAAUUCCUCAACAGCACGCCCACGCUUAUCAACAGCUUGGAUGUCACGGGUGGUGAGAAGGAUCACAUGAAUCUUGCCAUCAAUGUCACUAUGGGCAACCCAUCCGAUUUCAGCAUCUUCACGGGCGAUGUCAGCUUUGAUAUGAAAUCCGACAACACCAAGUUGGGCACUGUGUAUCUCAACCAACUCAAGCUCAAUCGUGGUGAUAACACAGUCAUUGCAACCGCUGCUUUUGAUCCCAAGAGCUCAAGUGUUGGUCAAAACUUGUUGAGCAGCUUCGUCAUGGGCAAGGACAAUGGUGUCAAUAUCGCUGGCAAUGAUCAAUCCACUCCUAUUGCUUCGCUUGCUGGUGCUCUUGGUGCUAUCUCGAUUGAUUCCACAUUGCCUGGUCUCAAGGCUCCUCUUAUCCAAAGCUCCAAGUUGACGGUGUUGAAUGACACUCUCAAGACCGGCAUUGUGAACGUUCAAGUUGCUAUUGCCAAUCCUUUCUCAGCCAAUCUCAGCAUCACUUCUGUCAAGUCCGCUGUCACUUAUUCGGGUAUGCCUGUUGGCAACAUCAACCAAGAUAUCAGCAACCAGCCUUUCAACGUCCCUGGCCAUGCUACCGCUGAAUCGCAAGCUCUCAACAUGAACAUGAAUUUGGAGCCUUCUGCUGUUGCAUUGUUGUUGCGUGAUUUGGCUACCAAGAUGCACCUUGACACUCGUCCUUUGGAUGCUUUGUUGACCAUGGGUGGUUUCCAUAUCAAGGGCCAGGAACAAAUUUCCGCUGAUCCUAAGCUCUUUGAUGGCUUCAACAUCUCCAAGUAUGUCAUGGAUGCUAUGAAGGCGCUUGCUGUUGAUUUGCAACUUGAGUCCGGUCUCACCAUUGGCGAGUAUGUCAACACCUUGCAAUUUGCACAAAACAAUGUCACCACCAUCACUGAUGAAACUGUCACGGGUCUUAUUCCUGUUGUUGGUCAGCCUAUUGUGCAACAAAUUGUGGAUGGUGCCAAGCUUGGCUUCAAGACGAUCACUCUUUCGGAGCCCACUGAUAGCAGCUUCAAGGUCCAAAUGGUUGGCAGCAUCACCAACACCGGUCCCAUGGCAGCAAGCAUCAGCUUCCCUCAACCUUUGACUGUUUCAUGGAAGGGCAAGGAGCUUGGCAAGGUUACCAUGGAAACCAUCAACACUCAACCCAACGUGGGUGCCGAAUUCAAUGUCAGUGGUGAUUUCUCUAUUGCCGACAGCAACUACAUGGGCGAAUUUGCUGCUUUCAUGAUCAACAAUGACGACUUUGAGUGGAACAUUGUUAGCAACCAAGGUGUCGCUGUCGAUGCUAUUGGAUACAACUUCACCAACAUCAACAUGACCAAGAAUGUGUUGCUCGGUGGUGCCAAGGCCUUCAAGGAUUGUGUCUCUAUCACCAAGUUUGAUUUGCCUGCCAACGACCCUGCUGGUGGUAUUCAACUCAUCACUCAAACGGUUAUCAAGAACCCUAGUCAAGUUGGCUUCAACCUUGCUGGUGCUGGUUUCGAAUCGUACUUUGGCGAUGUUUUGCUUGGCCCACUUGCCUCGAAUGGCGCUGCUGUGUUCCCUCCUCUUGGUACAAGUGAGAUGCAAAUGAAGGGUCGCUUGAUCAAGCAAGAUAGCCAAGAAGGUUUGGAUGCUAUCACCGAGGUCUUCUCCAAUUACUUGGCUGGCAAGAACUCCACGCUUGAAGUCAAGGGUGUUUCUGGUUCUGGACCCAAUGGUCAAGUUGGAUGGCUUACCACAGGCUUCAAGAGCAUUGAUAUCAAGAAUGUGAUCCUUCCUGGUCCUGAUCAGGUGCCUGAGCUCAUUCCUUCCAUCACUUUGCAUGAAAUGGAACUCGACUUCACUGUUGCUGAUUAUGCUCCUCUUAUGAGCUCCAACUUGGUCAAUGCCCAACUCAAGAAUCCAUUUGGUUUCCCUCUUGCUGUUUCGUCUCUCAACAUGGAAUUGGAUGCCUCCUAUCAACACAAGACCGCUGCUCACAUGGUUGUUCCCGAUGUCGACGCCACCACCGAUGCCUCUGGUCUUAUCACUACCGCUUUCAAGGAUGUGCCUUUUGAUGUCUAUGAUGAUGGCCAAACCACCUUCAACAGCUUCACCAAGGCUCUUACUGAAAGCAGCAAUGUCACCUUUGGCAUGAAGGGCGCAGCCAACUCUGUUGCUGAUACCGCUGUUGGAUCUCUCAAGUUGAGCAACAUUAGCUACGACAUUGAUAGCUCAAUUGCUGGUUUCAACAACUUUGAUGGCAAGACUACUAUUUUGAAGCAAGUUGUCACUGGUGGUACUCCUGAUUGGAUCGAGGUUACAUUGACUGUCGCAUUCAACAACCCCUCCAACAUUACUAUUACUAUUGGUGACCUUACCUUUGAUUCCAUCUGGAAGGAGAAGGACGCUAGCAUUGGUCAAGUCUUUAUGAAGGAUAUCGUGAUCAAGCCUGGCAACAACACCUUUGAUUGUAUGAUGCACAUGAUGAACAAGGACCACAAGGACUAUGUUGAUGACAUUGUCAGUAUCUACAUGACCAAUGCUCAAGCACCCUUGACCAUUUCUGGUACUCCCGAAUCCACUGCCAUCAAAUCGAUUCAGGAUGCUCUUUCGACUGUUCGCCUUGAUACGAUCAUGGCUGGUAUUGAUAGCCAUUUGGUUGAGCGCACCGAUGUCACUGCCAAGGUUGCCGUUAUCUUUACCCACAAGGCCGAGACCACUGUUACCUUGAACAACCCGCUUGGUACACCCUACACCGUCAAGAAGGUUGAGGCUGAGAUUGUUAACCCCAAUGAUGGCAAGCCAUACAAGAUGGGUACUAUUGACUAUGAGCUUCCCGAUCCUGUUACUGUGCCUGCUGGUGGUCAAGUCAAGACCGAUUCAUGGCCUGUGGAUAUCGAUGCUAAUGCCCUUGAAUUGCUUGGUCUUUUGGGUAAUGGCGAAAUCACCAUUGAUAUCACUCAAAACGUCACUGUGCAAGUGGGUGAAACCGAUGGCGGUUAUCCUUCGUACUUUUACUAUUACCAAAAUGACGUUCCUUGUGGUCUUGAUAUCAAGUUGCUUGGCAUGUCUUUGCCCACUGACGAGGAUGGCAAGAAGAAGGAUGACAACUCCACUGAGAGUGCCGUGUCCUCAGCUGCAAGUGCUGCCACUUCAGCCGGUGGUGCUGUUGCUUCGGGCGUUUCCGAUACAGUUGAUUCCUUGACCGGUGGUGGUGAUGACAAGAAGGAUGAUGGUUCUUCAAAGGACUCUUCGAGCGAUGCUUCAAAGGAUGAUGAUUCCUCAAAGGACGCUUCCAAGGAUGACUCUUCGUCAAGCAGCCCCUCCGAAUCGGCUUCUAGUUAG
Messenger RNA from Lichtheimia ornata, 4206 nucleotides. RefSeq lists its product as uncharacterized. Gene Ontology annotation, cellular component: fungal-type vacuole membrane. The transcript is spliced from 3 exons. NCBI's taxonomy places the organism in Eukaryota, Fungi, Mucoromycota, Mucoromycetes, Mucorales, Lichtheimiaceae. The coding region runs from base 1 to 4206 and encodes 1401 amino acids. The record is from RefSeq and is a predicted model, not a curated record.